GACCUGUCAGUCACCAUGGGGGUGAAGGGCUUGUGGUCACUGCUGGAGGACUACAGCAAGACCAACAGUGAGAUCUACGAGGACAUCCACUUCAGGGACAGCAAGCUGGUGGUGGACGGCAGUAUCCUGGCCCACCUCCUCUACAAGAUGGCCAACCUGGACCAGAACCACGGCGGGGAGUACCUGGCCUUCCAGGCGGAGGUCCAGACAUUUUUCAAGACUCUGGACAAAUGUCAAAUUAAAGCAAAAGUUGUGAUUGACGGAGGCUCGGGCCCCAGCGACAUCAAACUAAACCACAGGAUGGACCGUCUAAGAACACGUGUCAAGAGGAUCCCUGACGCUCUGAAGGGUGGGAAAAGGGACUUCUAUGCCCUCUUUACCACGACAGUGUUCGAAGAGACGCUGAACGACAUGAAGGUGCCGAUGGCCAGGUGCUUCGGAGAGGCUGACGGCCAGCUGGCUGCCCUGGCCAGAGAGUGGUGCUGCCCGGUGCUGUCCAGAGACAGCGACUUCUACAUCUACGACCUUCCAGAGGGGGUUCUACCCCUGGAUCAAUUCCAGUGGGACUCCGUUAAACCAAGUGGGGCCAGGAGUUACAUCUCCUGCAAGCGAUACACCAUGUCCAAGUUCUGUGCCCUUUUCAACAUCGACCACCAGCUGCUGCCCGUCUUCGCCGCUUUGGCAGGGAACGACUAUGACAACCUCAGAGAUGUUGAGUGGGCCAGGUAUGUUCCAGCGGGAAGUCCUAAAGUGAGGUUCGGAGGCGACCGCCUGGUGGGCCUCCUGAGUUGGCUGGGAGCCAGGACAGACCGGACGACAGAAGACACCUUGACAGCAGCGAUGGCACUCACACACAACAUUAGCCAACAGGCGCGGACGGAAAUGCGGACGGAGGUGCAGAACGCCAUGCUAGAGUACCGACUCCCAAGCUCCUCUCUGCGUAGGUUUUUCAGUGAGGGAACUAUUCCGCCACUGCCUGCUGAGAUCUGGAGCUGGGUCCCUGAGUGGGUCCGUGCGUCCCUGGCCAGAGGAGACCUGGGGGCCAACAUACUGGACAAUGACAUACUUGUGCACAGGAGGAAGUUUCUGCGAAUCCAGGUGGAGUGCAGCAACCUGCAGAGCUCUAACCUCACCUCAUGGCCCAUCCGGCAGGUGAUGUACGGGCUGCUGCUGGGCCAGGGGGGGGGUGAGGUGGAGGAGGUGGACCGGGACGGUCUGGAGCUCGUCAGUGUCAAGGUGCGACCGCUGGUCCAAGGAGCCGCUCAGACGCUGAGGCUGGACUCUCCGCCCCAGGCAGACCGCGCUGUGAGGCUGCAGGUGUGUCUGGAGACGCUGGGCGUGGAGGAAGAGACGCUGGAAGGAGUUCCGGCUCACCUGCGCCUCCCAGUGGCUGUGACCUGCUACUGGCUGAGGAGGGCCAGCCCUGAGCCGACGCUCCUCAAAGCUCUGCUGAUGGUCAUGGUCCAAGGAGAACUGAACCGACGAACAGGAGGGACAACAGGCUGGCAGGGGGUCACCUGCCACAACCCUCAGCCUCUGGAUGGUGUCGUGGCUCACAGCUUCAACCAAUGGCAGGCCUGCCUGAAGGACGCCUCCCAGCUCAACCUGCUGCUCUCCAAGCCCCUCCCUGAACCCCACUACGCCUGGUUGUACCAGGGCAGGCUGGUGCACCGGCGGCAGAAGCAGCUCCAGGAGAGGGAGCCAGAGGUCAUCGUACAGGACGACCAGUUCAUCAGUCUGUACAGGAGGCUCCUGGGAGCAGUGACCCAGCCAGACCCCGGGGCCAACAGGAGGACUGGGGGGCCUGAGGCCCAGCUGAGGGCCAGCAUGGAGCACCUUCACCUCAACACCCAGGAGGAGGAGGAGGAGGAGGAGGAGGAGGAGGAGCUGGGCGGGGCUGCAGGCCUGGAUCAGGGCUCGGAUGGUUCUAGGGUGGAGGUUAAAAGCAGGAGGAGGAAGCAGUAGAGGGAGGGGUGGGAGUGAGCAGGGGGGGGCUGAUGGGGCACAGUGUUGGGGUAACGCGUUACAGUCAUAUAUUAUAUUAAGCAGCAACAGAGUUAAAAAACCUGUUCAUCAUAUCAUUUUGGAGUUGAGAACGGUAUAAAAUUAGAAUAAGAUGUUGCAUCACAAUAUUAAGCAUGUGGUCUUUUUCUAAGCAUGAAUCAUGAGUUGUGUUUGGGGCUUGGUUAAAAUAGUCGAUUUUCUGAUUAAUAUUGAUCUUAAUUUGAUCUGCUGAUCGUUCUUUCAAUACAACAAUACUAAACAGACAUACACAUGUAUGCAUAUGUAUAUGUAUAAAUAUAUAUAUAUAUAUAUAUAUAUAUAUAUAUAUAUAUAUAUAUACGCAGAUGAAUAUACAUACACCACACAUAUAUACAUAUACCACAUAUAUACAUAUAUAUAUAUUUACAUUUUAUUUGUACUAUUCACUUAUUUACUGCAAUUCAUGAUAUAAAUCAAUAAACUCAACAUGUCAGCAGCUUGU
Gadus macrocephalus (Pacific cod) is the source of this 2485-nucleotide messenger RNA. Its product is annotated as protein asteroid homolog 1-like. The transcript has 4 exons. Lineage: Eukaryota; Metazoa; Chordata; Actinopteri; Gadiformes; Gadidae. The record is from RefSeq and is a predicted model, not a curated record. Bases 16 to 1965 code for a protein of 649 amino acids.